Fragaria vesca subsp. vesca is the source of this 847-nucleotide messenger RNA. RefSeq lists its product as uncharacterized. The coding region runs from base 205 to 684 and encodes 159 amino acids. The record is from RefSeq and is a predicted model, not a curated record. The transcript has 4 exons. Gene Ontology annotation, cellular component: nucleus. Lineage: Eukaryota; Viridiplantae; Streptophyta; Magnoliopsida; Rosales; Rosaceae.
ACACUCAUCGAAUCAAUGAUUUACCAAAUGUUUAUUAUUUGCCACCGACGAGGGAGGUAGAAACAGGAAGGGAUCGGCAAGAAGAGUAUAAUGUUUGGGGCUCCUGUUUUGAAUUUUGAUCGUGCAGAAAAUUAGGGCUUGGCUUCAGCUUCCGGUCCCCGUUGAAUUUGAGGUGCAUUUGAGAGAGCAAGACCAUUUGAUAUCAUGGACAACCGAAAUGCUGCUUACCAUCCAUGUCUGAAGCCAGCGGUUGUUGUAACUGGAACAGCAAAUGAAGGUACUGCUGGACCAGCUAUUGGUCAUGUUGACAUUGGCGUGAGUGAUGCAGCUUACUUAUUUCGAGUUGCAGUUCCUGGUCUUCGGAGGAAACAAAGUACAGUGAAAUGCAUCAUCGAAAGUGACGGGAAGGUCCAUAUCGAAGGAGUUAUGACAGAGACCGGACUUGUUUUAAACUCAUCAACUGUGUACCAGAUGAAAGUCCAGCAACUAUGCGGAGCGGGAUCAUUUACCAUCUCUUUUAAUCUUCCUGGAACUGUUGAUGCUCGGCUGUUUUCUCCUGUUUUUCGGCCAGAUGGAAUCCUUGAAGUGGUGGUUAUGAAAUCGAAAAUGUCUCAGGAAGUCCUCAAGUUCCCUUCUCAUGGCAGAAAGUCUUCCCCUGUUGAGUUUCCUCAAGUAACCGUCUGAUGUAAAGUUUCUGAAAGGGAAGUCUGUUUUGUUAUGACAUACCUCUUUGCUUGCAAGUUAACAAUGUGUAUGAAUACAAGUCUUCCCCUGUCAAGUUUCCUCAAGCAACCGUCUGAUGUAAAGUUUCUGCAAGGGAAGUCUGUUGUUAUGACAUAUUUGCUUG